Molecule: messenger RNA, 1314 nt
Organism: Parascedosporium putredinis
Lineage: Eukaryota; Fungi; Ascomycota; Sordariomycetes; Microascales; Microascaceae
Source: the annotation of a GenBank genome assembly
AUGGAAACCAGCAAUUUUACCGACACGCAGCUUACCGUACGAGAGGCAAUCCGCCAAGUCUGCUCCCAGUUCCCCAACGAGUACUGGCGGCAAUGCGACCGCACAGAGACAGACCCCAAGGGGUUCCACGCCACCUUGGCUCAAGAUGGCUGGCUCGGUAUAGCCUUACCGGAGGCUCUUGGUGGUGCGGGCCUCGGUAUUUCGGAGGCUACCAUGAUGAUGCAAACGAUUGCCGAAAGCGGAGCGGGCAUGGCGGGGGCCCAGGCCAUACACGCUAACGUGUAUGCGACGCAGCCGCUUGCGAAAUUUGGCACCAAGGAUCAGCUGGAGAGCACGAUUCCCAACAUCAUCUCGGGUCAAUGGCGUGUUUGCUUUGGCGUGACGGAGCCCAACGCCGGGCUCAAUACCCUCGCUCUCUCGACCACAGCUGACAAGCAGCGCGAUGGUUCGUAUCUGGUGACGGGCCAAAAGAUAUGGAUUACGUGCGGCCAAGUCGCUUCAAAGAUGAUUUUACUCGCCCGAACCACGCCGCUCGACCAAGUCAAGAAGCCUAGUGAGGGGCUGUCCCUCUUUUGUAUCGACCUAGACCGGCGUGCCGGCUCCGGCUUAGACAUGCGCAAAAUUCAAAAGCUAGGCGGGCGAGCCGUCGACGCUAACGAGGUGUUCUUCGACCACUACCCUAUCCCUGCCGACAGCCUCAUCGGACGAGAGGGUCAGGGGUUCAAGAUUAUUUUACACGGGAUGAACGCUGAACGGUGUCUCUUGGCCGGAGAGGCCCUCGGGCUAGGGUACGCUGCGCUUGCCAGGGCCGCCCAGUACGCGCGGGAGAGGGUUGUGUUCGACCGCCCGAUCGGACAGAAUCAGGGCAUCGCGCACCCGUUGGCAGAGGCGUACAUGCAAUUAGAAAGUGCUAAGCUCUCCACGUAUCAUGCUGCUCGUCUCUACGACACGGCGAUCCUGACCCACGGUGGCAUGGGAUACGCGGCCGAGUACGAUGUCGAGCGAUGCUUCUCGUACAUCUGUCUCGAUGUGGCCGGCGUCGCCAAGGUCAACGUUCAGGGCGAUGGCAGUUGGUCGCAGAUUGCACUGCCCCAAUCGGGCGGGUGUUUCAGCGGGUGCGUUGACGCUUCGAUGCUUCGAUGCUUCGAUGAUCGACAGGAGACGCUCGUCCUGGCUAAAACCAAUGCUUCAGCAGCGGACGCGCGCCACCUGCAAAAUUUUGUUUGGGGCCCGCACUUGUUCAAGCAAAGUGAAGUCUUUUUCGCAUCCAUAUUCUUGUCUUCCAAGACGAGUGAGCUGCAAGAUCUUCAGUGA